GGACAGUAUCUGGAUAGAAUAUAUAUUAUAUAUCUGUAGAAUAUGUGGAUAGAUUAGUAUUUGCAAGGAAUGAAAGGAAGAUUUUCAAUUGUUGUUUUUAAUUAUUACAAUCUUCAAACAGAGUAAAAUCAUCAUUUUUGGAGAGAAUAUUCUGCCUUCUUUCAUGUUCUAAGAUUUAAACUGUUUUAAUAAGUUUAACUCCAGCAACCAAAAGCAGGAAACCCAUAAAAAUAAACAUUUAUGUAAUUUCUGUACAAAGAAUGUCUGUUGUUUCCACCCAUAAUUAAGUAUUAUAGAAGUGGUUAAAGUACCUAAAGACUGUACUUUUUUUAGCCCAGUGACAGUACAGGGUUGUAGCAAAACAAUUCGCAGCGGAAAACGAAAACAAAAGUUUCUUAUUGAACAUGUUCUGGUGGUCCCUCUACAUUUUUUACAACCCUGGAUUGAUUGAACUGAAGUUAGACAUGUGACACUGAACAGAAGCACUAGAGGGAAUUCUCUCCUCACAUUCAAAUUCUGAUGCAAAGGGUGAGAAGAGAUAUGAGCUGAGUUUGAUUAACAUUGAGAAAAAUCGACAUCUGAAAGGUGAAUAACAUGAACACAACAUGAUGUAACUUUGAUAUGCUUUUUUAACAGGCCUGUAGUAAUGUGAAUGCAAUAAAGUUCAUUUACAGUUGGAUAUGUUAUUGUUGUUCUCUAACAAUGCAAUCCAUCUAAACUCUCCACUCACCAUAUUGUAUGUCUAACACAAUAAACCAUUGAGAUUCUAAUAGCAUAUAUAUAGCAUUUGAUUCAAUUAAGAAUUCUAAAUUAGACUGCAGUAAUACAUGAAGGUUUGGUUGACUGUGAGGGACUGUGAUGUCAGAUGUACCCUAUUUCCUGUUCUUUAUAAGUAGAUGUCAGACAGAGACAGACUGCAGUACACAGCCAGCUGUGGUAAUGGUGAUGUCACUGUUGAGGAGUUUUCUGUUGUUCUACUUCUCAUUCAACAAAUUGACCACAGCAGCAGAAGCCAUUCUCUGGGUGAAGACGGGGGAGAAGUUUACCAUGAAGUGCUCCACCACUCUAAAAGACCAGGAUGGAAUGUACCUGUAUGUUGGGCUGGACAGGGACAGGGAGGUGCUGUAUUACUACCAGCGUGACUCCAAACUGACCCCCAGGAGACGUUACUGGGACAGAGUGAAGACUGAGGGACCUGUGGACCAACUGACCAUCACCGUCAGUAACCUGACCAUAGAGGACACAGGUGUCUACUGGUGUGUUUACACAAAAUUCAAUAAAUCCACGUAUGAAAAUGACAUCAACCAAGGAAGAGGCUCCACUCUGGUCGUGGUGAAUGGUAGAGACGAUGCCCUCCAGCUGCCAUGCCCCACAGCUAUUGCAGUAACACUGACCCCCUUUCACCCAGCCAACGAGAAGCUGUGCGCAUCUGGCGUGGAAAACAUCAUCAUCAUCACCAGCAUCUUGACCACCCUGAUGUGUGCCGUCAUCUUCCUCGCCUGGGUCGCUCCACGGGUGAAGAGGUGCUGUAACCAGGGAGGAUACACACCCCAGGUCUUUCCUGACUCGGUCUAUGAAGACAUGGCCAGGAAUCCCAUUUAUCCACCAGACACACAGCAGGUACAAUCGUACCCCUAUUCUGUGUCUACCAAAGGAGGAAGUAGGACCACUGUGUAGCUUCUUCGAAUGCUUUCUCUGAAUAUUGCUUCUUUGCUUUCUCAGAAUUGAAAAACCUGUUCUGCUAUAUUUCACAGUUCUAGCCUCAAUGCAAGUCUUAGUGGUACAUGUUUUGUGUGUGUGCGUGUGUGUGUGUGUGUGUGUGUGUGCGUGCGUAUGUGUGUUGCGCCAUACCAUGCUUAUGUGUGUGAAUAAAAUCUCUAUAUGGACAGUAUUCAUAUUUCAACAGAAGAGUGAACAGCCAAUGUUAUAUUCCAGUUCUUCCACAUGCAAUGCACACACACCAAUAAAGCACUUUUCUUCUAAUGAAAUGCUGCUAAAAGUAGUUAUGGAAGAAGUGGAAAGUACUCGAUCAACGUGAGUUGAGGUGCAACCAAAAAAUGUGGUCAUCAUUGAAAAGGCUCAAUGCUUGCUCAUCAUUUUAACUAUUAAAAGAUUCUGUUAAGUCAUUAGGUGAUUUGAAAAUCAUCUGAAAAUGAAACAUCCCAAUAAAUAAGAGACAGCAACCAUAGUGCUUUACAUUUUGCCCCUGAACGUUGGAUUUUGGUGCAGAUCUUUUGUGAAUGUUCAGAAUUGAUCAAAGGGCCAGUCUAAAUUGCUAAACGGGACGGAUCUGGCACGUGGGCCGCCAGUUGAAUAUCCCUGUUUUAGUCCAUAAGGUGUACAGUUGAUAGCGAUGGAGGCCUCCCUAUAACUUUUUUCAAUACAUCAGGUCAUACGAUUUAUAUUGGUUUUAGUUCUAAACAAUGCUGUAGGCUGUGUUUUUCUCUAGUGUUUUUAGGUCACUGGACCACUCAUCAAGCUGUUCCUGUGCAUGUUGUCUUCCACAAAGCCAAAAGAACUUCAACGUUAAAAUGAGAACAGUUUGUUAAGACUUUUAUUAUAUUUUAUCAUAGGUACAAAUAUUUUAGCUCCUUAAACUUUCAGGCACAUCAGGAUAUAAGCCAUUUUACAUUACAUUUGAUUAUUCUAUGGUUUUAGUUGAGAUAGCUAGUAGGUUAAACCAUAAUGGUCUGAGUACAUUGUUUUCAUGCUGAUACAGAGUAAUGAGUGUGUCUUAUGGAUGGAAAAACAAUGAUUCAUUUUUACUAAGUGACGUAGUAUUUGUCUUACACUAGGAGUCCCUGUUUUUUUACUUAUGUUUCAACUUCCUAACAGCUAUUUUCACUUUAAAUAGCUGUAAAUGUGUAUUGUAUCUUUAUAAAGGAAGACAAAUAUUCUCACCGUUUGCCUUUUAAUCAAAAUUAUUGAUACAUAAUUGAUAGUUAUGUGAUAUUCAACUUGUGUAUUCAUGUUUAUGUUGUAUUUGUAUGUAUAAAGCAUUGGUGAUGUUCAGCUAUAUUGCUUACAGUAUUUUGUAUGUUUAGAAAGCUUUCUAAAUGAAGUCAGACAGGAAACUAGAGUGUUUGUAUCAGCUGAUAUUGAACCAAUUAGAUUCCCUCUACCGUAAUAUGGCAGUCUAUUUAGUUAACCAGGUAAUGCACAUCCUUUCAUUAUGUCUGCUGCACGCAAGCUAUCCAUUGGUGUUCUUGGUGACAUGCUAUGAUGUAACAUGCGGUACUCGCCCUGCAUGUCUGCUUUCCCACCACCCACCCCAGACUCCACCUGUUUGGGCACUGCUUUUGUUUCAGUCAGGGGGAUUGGUAUAGCAUACCUGGCUCACUGUUUGUUAUUAUGUUAUCAUUAUGCAUGCUCUGGCAGUGAGCUACCCCGAAGGAGCAGAGCCUUACGCCAAGAGUAACAUAUUGAAUGUAUUGUAAUCCUUUCUAAUAAAUGGUUA
Salmo salar (Atlantic salmon) is the source of this 3457-nucleotide messenger RNA. RefSeq lists its product as uncharacterized. Lineage: Eukaryota; Metazoa; Chordata; Actinopteri; Salmoniformes; Salmonidae. The record is from RefSeq and is a predicted model, not a curated record. Gene Ontology annotation, biological process: adaptive immune response. Gene Ontology annotation, cellular component: membrane. Gene Ontology annotation, molecular function: signaling receptor activity.